AUGGGAAGAGGGAGAGUGGAGAUGAAGAGGAUAGAGAACAAAAUCAAUAGACAAGUGACUUUCUCAAAGAGAAGAAAUGGUUUGUUGAAGAAAGCUUAUGAGCUCUCUGUUCUUUGUGAUGCUGAAGUUGCUCUUAUCAUCUUCUCUAGCCGUGGAAAGCUCUACGAGUUUGGUAGUGUUGGAACUACAAGGACAAUCGAACGCUAUCAGCGUUGCUACAACUGUUCUCUGGGCAAUAAUGGGCCUGAAGAGACUACACAGAACUGGAGCCAGGAGGUGACAAAGCUUAAAUCCAAAUACGAAUCUCUUGUUCGCACUCAUAGGCAUUUGCUUGGAGAAGAUCUUGGGGAAAUGAGUGUGAAGGAACUACAAACGCUUGAGAGGCAGCUAGAAGCUGCUCUUACUGCGACUCGACAUCGCAAGACACAAGUUAUGAUGGAAGAAAUGGAGGAUCUACGAAAGAAGGAGAGGCAACUAGGAGACAUAAACAAACAACUCAAGAUCAAGUUUGAGACCGAAGGUCAUUCUCUCAAAAUGUUUCAAGACUUAUGUGCAAACUCGACGGCAGGAGAUCCUUACAAUUCCGAAUUUCCGGUUCAAUCAUCUCAUCCUAAUUCAAUGGAUUGUAACACCGAACCCUUUUUACAGAUAGGGUUCCAACAACAUUACUACGUGCAAGGUGAAGGAUCUUCGGUAUCAAAGAGUAAUGUGGCAUGUGAGACCAAUUUCUUCCAAGGUUGGGUUCUUUGA
Messenger RNA from Arabis nemorensis, 750 nucleotides. Lineage: Eukaryota; Viridiplantae; Streptophyta; Magnoliopsida; Brassicales; Brassicaceae. The record is from the annotation of a GenBank genome assembly.